UUUCCGGGCGUGGAUGGCGUAACUAAACGGUAACGGUUACUAACUGGUGUUAGCGUGGCAGGUGAAGGAGGAGACGGAGUGUGUGGGGAUUUGACGGGAUUUCGUGAUCUGUAAAGGAGGAUGAAGAUGCUGCUGCUGCUGCUGCUCCUCAUCAACGUUUCCCAGCAUGCCCUGGCUGUUGUGGUGGAGGUGUAUGAAGGAGAAAGAUCUGUCCUGCUGCCCUGUCAGUUCUCUGGUUUUAUUCCUGAGGACCCCACAGUGAUGUGGACUCGCUCUGAUCUCGAUCCCAAAUCUGUGCACCUACAACGAGAUGAAGAUGAUCUUAGAGGGCAAAACCAGCGUUACAGCGGGCGCACAUCAAUGAAUCCUGAUGCUCUGAACUCUGGAAACUUCAGCCUCACUCUGAGAACACCAAUAAAGACUGACAGCAGCAACUACACCUGCUCCAUCAGUGAUGGACGAGAAGAACUGAGACUUACAGAUAUACAGCUGCAGGUCAAAGACCAACAGGUGGAGGUGGAGGUGGAGGAAGGCUCAGAGUCUGUCAUCCUGCCCUGCAAAACAAAACCUGACCUGCCUGAGGACACCAGAGUGGAGUGGACUCACUCUGACCGAGAACUUGUGAUGGUCCAUGUGUUUUCAAACAGAAGUGACCACUUUGAGAACCAAGACAACCUUUAUUGUGGUCGCACAAAGAUGAACAAAGACCUGCUGAGAACUGGAGACCUCAGUCUGACCCUGAAAUACCCCACAGAGAGAGACAGUGGAGGAUACAUCUGCACCAUCUACAGGGACAAAGACAUCCUGAGACAGAAAGUAGUGCUGCACCAUAUCAGAAAACAGCUUCCGUCCUGGGCCACAGCUCUCCUGGUUCUCCUGGUUCUUCUUCUGGUUUCUGGAGGUCUUAUUUCAUUUCCGGCACUAUUUCAUGUCAGUUUACCAGGUGGAGGUGGAUUUAUGCGCAGAGUCUGUCCAGCUGCCCUGCAAAACCAUGCUUCACCUGCCUAAAGAUGCUAAAGUGGAGUGGAAGGACAAAUAUGACAGGAAGGUCCACGUAUAUCAGAACGGUUCGGACCAUCCUGGAGAACAGGACGAGGUUUACAGAGAUCGAACACAGAUGAACACGCUGAAAAUGGGAGACCUCAGCCUGACUCUGAAAUACGGCAGAGACACUGACAUCUACACCUGCACCGUCUACAAUAAGGAUGGAAUCAUCCUAAUGAGGAAACAA
Molecule: messenger RNA, 1231 nt
Organism: Oreochromis aureus
Lineage: Eukaryota; Metazoa; Chordata; Actinopteri; Cichliformes; Cichlidae
Exons: 5
Coding region: 121-1008 (295 amino acids)
Biological process (GO): negative regulation of T cell proliferation; cellular response to lipopolysaccharide; positive regulation of T cell proliferation
Cellular component (GO): external side of plasma membrane
Source: RefSeq, a predicted model, not a curated record